Molecule: messenger RNA, 444 nt
Organism: Penicillium samsonianum
Lineage: Eukaryota; Fungi; Ascomycota; Eurotiomycetes; Eurotiales; Aspergillaceae
Exons: 1
Coding region: 1-444 (147 amino acids)
Source: RefSeq, a predicted model, not a curated record
AUGGCGUGGCUACCUUCCAAUAGCUUUUUAGAGAACCAUCCAUCGCUCAGUGAAGCUGGCCAGAGCCUCGCGGAUCUGAACUAUAUUGCCGAAACUUUUGGAUAUCCACCAUCGACUGUUCUCCCCGAGCCGUCCGCGCUCUUUACGGAUAAUUGCUUUAAUGGCCCGCUCAUGCAUUGCCCCCAGCCCGACCGGCGUGCUCAUGUGGGCCUAGUGGGGGUUGGAUCGCACCAAUCCAAUUACAAUAACCCAAAUAACUCCUCUAUCAAGUCCAACCGAGCGAAGGUUUGGGGGGCGGAAAAUGUCACAGGCUCUAGUGCCAUAUGGCCUCAGUCCCUGCCGUCCCUGUCCUCAACAAAUGGCAUGGGGCAAAUGAGCAAUCAUUCCCAAGUACUCGAGUACAAAUCCCCCGGGUCUACUAAUCCGAUAGGGGAAUCUGAGUAA